GCCUAUCCCAGCUGCAUGCAGUUUUUUUUUAUUUUUAUUUCAGCGUACUUUUAUUCCAAGCAAACUCAUCUUGCAGGCUGGAUAAAAUCUCUUUACGGGCCUAAUACGGCCCACAGGCCGUAUGUUUGUCAUCCCUGGCUAACGGAAAUCAGACCUGAAUGCGACUUUUUUGUCAACUUUGGGCAAGCUACGUCAUUCGUGUGCGUGUGGAAAGACGCGGCCCGCCAGUGCAAGUGGAUAUGUCAUCACAACAUCCGGUUUCGGAAUAAGACCUUGCUGAGGUGCUCCCAGUGCAAAAUGGCUCGCUAUUGUAACAUCACCUGCCAGAAACAAGCAUGGUCCGACCAUAAGAGGGAGUGCAAAUGUCUGCAAAGUCUCCUUCCCAGAAUUCCUACAAACUCCGUCCGGCUGACUGCGAGAAUCAUCUUUGCCUUGUUAACGCCAGUAAAGAGUUGCAGUGAGGAGCUCUACACUUUAAAUGAACACGAAUCACACCUGACCUCCAUGUCUGAGCAGAAGAAACAAGGCCUAUCUCAGCUGGCAUCCAUGCUGGAAUUGUACCUACAACAGGAAGUGCCUGACCUCGCACAGGAAAUGACAUCGAGGCUACCGCAGUCUUGCAGACAACUACUCGACCUGAUUGCAAAGGUGACGUGUAAUUGUUUUACCAUUAGUGACGGAGAGCUGCAAGAGAUUGGAGUUGGGCUGUAUCCGAGUUUAUCGCUCCUAAACCAUGACUGCAGGCCAAACUGUGUGAUGGUGUUUGAAGGAGCAAAGAUACACCUCAGAGCCAUUCAGGAUAUCAAACCUGGAGAGGAGCUAACUAUAAGCUACAUAGAGACCUUGUCGUUGACUGAAGAGCGUCAGAAACAGCUGGAGGACCAGUACCAUUUCACUUGCCGCUGCCAGAAAUGUGACUCUCAAGACACAGACUGUCUCAUGUUGUCAGGUGAAGAGGAAAUAUGGCUUCAGUUGAAGGAGGCCUUACCUAAACUGGAAGAACUAAAAGCAGUCUCAGAUUGGCGAACCCUCCUUGACAGUUGUAUACUUCUGUUAUCAACUGUUGGUGCCGAUGUGCCCGAUGGAAACCUCUACAAGCUCCAAUUGACUGAUAUGGCGCUAGAUUCCGCCAUUCACCUCGGCCACUGGGAGGACGCUGUAAAAUACGGGGAGAGGACACUUCCAAUUUACAGACAAUACUACCCUCAUCCCCAUCCUGUUCAUGGAGUCCAGCUGAUGCGAGUAGCAAAGCUGCAACAUUAUUUGGAGCGCAUUAAAGAUGCUCUGGAAACGUUCAAACAGGCUUUUGCAAUCCUACAGAUCACUCACGGUAUUGAUCACCCUUUAGUGGCGGAUUUGUUGGACAAGAUGGAAGAAUGUCGCUUUGAGAUGGGUCAAUAACAAUCAACCAACAGUAAAGACAGUAAAACGUCAGCAGAACUUGAAAAGUGAUUUUUUUAAGGCACAUAUUUUUGGUGUGAUGCCAUAAGGACAAUACUGUACUUUCUGCACGUGUGUUCUUGUCUAUCUUAGAUACCAUUGUGGGGAAUGCAUCCAAUAUGUGUGUUUCUUUUACAGUCAGCCACUUAAAACAUCCAUCUUCCUCCCGCCACGUAUCCAUCACACAUGCACUUCCUGCCGUAAUCCCUGUUUUUGCGGCUUCUUCUGUCAGGGUCUGUGAUGGAAUGUGGUAAUGCUUCUCACACACACACACACACACACACACACACACACACACACACACACACACACACACACACACACACACACACACACACACACACACACACACACACGAUGCCUCUUUGCAGGAAAGGGAUGACAACAUUUCCUCUGGGAGAGAAAAAUUGUGUGUUUAAGGGUUAUGUGAGGAUUACACUGACAUUGUGUUUGUUUUAACAUAACAAAUAAAAAGUUUGGCUUUUCUGACACUUUGUGCUCUCUACAUUUAAAAAAAAAGUCUGGAUUAUUCAGGUGUGAAUACAUGCUACUUAAGCAUAAUUAUUCAUCUUGAAUACUACAAUAAAUGCUCUAAUUAUGGUUGGAAUGCUUAUUUACCUGAACCGCAAAGAGGUGGAUAUUAGACAAUAGCAUUUUU
Entelurus aequoreus (snake pipefish) is the source of this 2098-nucleotide messenger RNA. RefSeq names its product SET and MYND domain containing 3 (gene smyd3). Gene Ontology annotation, cellular component: nucleus. Lineage: Eukaryota; Metazoa; Chordata; Actinopteri; Syngnathiformes; Syngnathidae. Gene Ontology annotation, molecular function: protein binding. The transcript is spliced from 12 exons. Bases 16 to 1401 code for a protein of 461 amino acids. The record is from RefSeq and is a predicted model, not a curated record.